GGCCCGUCGGCGGGGGCGCGGGGAGGGUCCCCGGGGCGGCCGCCGGCACCGAGCUCCCGUCGGGGAGCGACGGGCGGCGCCGUCGGGGGUGGCGAUGGGCAGCGUGCGGGGGCCCCGCGGGGCCGUCCUGCGGGCGCUGGUGUCGCUGGCCGCCGGGCUGCUGGCGUGCGGCGGGGCCAGUGAGUACGACUAUGUCAGCUACCAGUCCGACCUGGGCCCCUACCCGGGCGGGCGCUUCUACGCCAAGCCCCACCAGUGCGUGGCCAUCCCCGCCGACCUGCGGCUCUGCCACAGCGUGGGCUACGACAAGAUGGUGCUGCCCAACCUGCUGGACCACGAGACCAUGGCUGAGGUGAAGCACCAGGCGAGCAGCUGGGUGCCGCUGCUCAACAAGAACUGCCACAUGGGCACCCAGGUCUUCCUCUGCUCCCUCUUUGCCCCCGUCUGCCUGGACCGGCCGGUCUACCCGUGCCGCUGGCUCUGCGAGGCUGUGCGCGACUCCUGCGAGCCCGUCAUGCAGUUCUUCGGCUUCUUCUGGCCCGAGAUGCUCAAGUGUGACCAGUUUCCCCAGGAUGACGUCUGCAUUGCCAUGACGGCUCCCAACGCCACCGAGGUCUCCAGGCCCAAAGGAACGACUGUGUGUCCCCCGUGCGACAACGAGAUGAAGUCGGAGGCCAUCGUGGAGCACCUGUGUGCCAGCGAGUUUGCUCUUAAGAUGACCAUAAAGGAGGUGAAGAAGGAGAACGGGGACAAGAUGAUCGUCCCACGGAAGAGGAAGGCGCUGAAGCUGGGGCCCAUCCGGAAGAAGAACCUGAAGAAGCUGGUGCUGUUCCUGAAGAACGGGGCUGACUGUCCCUGCCAUCAGCUGGACAACCUCGGCCACUACUUCCUCAUCAUGGGCCGCCAGGUGAAGACCCAGUACCUGCUGACGGCCAUCUACAAGUGGGACAAGAAGAACAAAGAGUUCAAGAAGUUCAUGAAGAAGAUGAAGUCUCCCGACUGCCCAACGUUUCCAUCCGUCUUCAAGUGA
Messenger RNA from Tyto alba (common barn owl), 1030 nucleotides. RefSeq names its product secreted frizzled related protein 1 (gene SFRP1). The record is from RefSeq and is a predicted model, not a curated record. The transcript has 3 exons. The coding region runs from base 95 to 1030 and encodes 311 amino acids. NCBI's taxonomy places the organism in Eukaryota, Metazoa, Chordata, Aves, Strigiformes, Tytonidae. Gene Ontology annotation, biological process: non-canonical Wnt signaling pathway; canonical Wnt signaling pathway; negative regulation of canonical Wnt signaling pathway. Gene Ontology annotation, molecular function: Wnt-protein binding.